Molecule: messenger RNA, 1369 nt
Organism: Ixodes scapularis (black-legged tick)
Lineage: Eukaryota; Metazoa; Arthropoda; Arachnida; Ixodida; Ixodidae
Source: RefSeq, a predicted model, not a curated record
UAGACGCGAGCUGCCGCCGCCGCCGAUGGCGCUGUCUGGGUGAGGUUUGGGUGAAGGGUCCAAGGCCCGCGGCGCGGACCACUCGCUCACUGUGGUGUGCCGGCUGCGCACAGCCGAAGCAGCCGCGGUUCGGGAUGCGCUCUGUAGCAGCGGCCUUCCGGUGGUUCGCUUCGGGACACUCUGUCCUCUGAGAGACGUCGCCGGCGACAGUCGCAUCCUCGGCUUUUUCCCCGUCAUUGCGGACUCUUCAUCCGGGACUGUUCGCUGACCACCAGGGUGCAGCUCGGAAGCUGUGGUCUCCCCGUGGUCUCAUCCGGUGUUCCGACUGGGCGAGGGUGUUGGAUACGAGUGGCUACUGUUGUUCCGUCGCCCCACGUGCGAGGCUGUGCGCGUGUUGACAAGGGCGUACUUGAGGAAAGCGAAUCUCGGAUUAUGUCCCUGUCUAAAGUUUUCUGGUGGCUCGUCUUGUGGACGCUUGGGUGCCUGCCUUUGCAAGUUCCCGCAAAAAACUUUACGCUGACCUACGUCACGACGUCCUCCUCGUCGUCCUUGCCGACGUCGCCCUCCGUCAAGUCACGUGGGAGGAUCGGAUCCUCCGCCAGCACGUCCUCCAGCCCAGCUUCGGGCUCAGUUCUUGGCUCUGGCUCAGGCUCCGGCUCGGGAUCCGGCUACAAGUCCGGCUCCGCCGUAGAGGUUCACUGCGGCGCCCGGGGCCUGCACCCUCGGCCGACGCUGCGGCUGUUCAGCAUCACGCCGGACAUGCGGCGCACGGAGGUGCAGCGGGGCCGCCCGCGCACGCGCAAGGUCAACGGCACGUACGACAUCGAGCUGUCGCGGUCGUUCGGUGCCGAGCAGCUGCCGCCGGCCCUGACUUUCGAGUGCGUGCUCGAGAUCCCGGGCACCGACUACGAGGUGCGCCGACGCACCGUCUACAAUCCCGGUUAUCUGUUUUUAACAGAUGCGUCUCCGGGUGCGAGUAUGCCAAAGAGCUUAAUCGUCCUGCUAGUCAGCCUCGCGCUUCUAAAAAAAUAUUACGCCUGCAAAAGUUGAAUAUUGGCCCCAGGGUUGUUACCAGAGUUACCGGAGCUUGGACGACGUCUGUUCGGACAUUGAAAGUUUUUGUAUUUAAAGUGUACAUAGUACAAUAUAUAUAUAUUUGUAAGUAAACUAUAUUCUUUUUGAUGAAAGAGUGUCAAUGCCUCACGUUAUUUUAUAUGCGAAACCGAUUUAAUGAGAAAGUUUGCCACUCUAGUAAUAUCAGCAUACAAGAGUUAUACUAUAGAAUAAUUCAAGAUAUAUAUGUUUCAGUUACUUGUGUAUACUUUGUACAAAAUUGCGAUUAAAUAAAAGGUUUACUCGGAUCGAAGCA